Molecule: messenger RNA, 6218 nt
Organism: Corythoichthys intestinalis (scribbled pipefish)
Lineage: Eukaryota; Metazoa; Chordata; Actinopteri; Syngnathiformes; Syngnathidae
Product: dihydropyrimidinase-related protein 5-like
Exons: 13
Coding region: 202-1896 (564 amino acids)
Cellular component (GO): cytoplasm
Molecular function (GO): hydrolase activity, acting on carbon-nitrogen (but not peptide) bonds
Source: RefSeq, a predicted model, not a curated record
AGGAAACGACUUUGCGACUCCACGCUCUCUUAGCGCAAGUCUGGUGGUCCCGCACCGGCCAGGAAAGGCAUCCAUCUGCCUUAAGUGUGUGAGCGUCUCCCGGGCAAGUUUGCGUUGUGUGCUUGUGUGGAAAGAACCGGAGGAGCCCUCGAGCCGAGCGGACCUGCUUCAGUUGCACACCCAGACGUCAGAGCUAAAGCCAUGACUACCAGCGCAACAGUGGUGCGCAUCCUGAUCAAGGGCGGCAAGGUGGUGAACGACGAUUGCACGCAGGAAGCCGACGUCUACAUCGAGAAUGGCAUCAUCCAGCAGGUGGGCAAGGAGCUGAUGAUCCCGGGCGGGGCCAAGGUGGUGGACGCCUCUGGGAAGCUGGUGAUGCCCGGCGGGAUCGAUACCAGCGUGCAUUUGGAAGAGACCUUUAUGAAUGCCACCACUGCCGACGAUUUCUACAGUGGCACUAAGGCUGCCUUAGCUGGAGGUACCACCAUGGUUAUGGCGCACGUUCUUCCGGAGAAAAACCAGUCUUUGCUGGAUGCCUAUGAGCAAUGCCGUAGCUUGGCUGACGCCAAAACCUGCUGCGACUACGCCCUGCACGUGGGAGUAACUUGGUGGGGUCCCAAGGUGCGCGCCGAGAUGGAGAAGCUGGUGAGGGAGAAGGGAGUGAAUUCCUUCCAGAUGUUUAUGGCCUACAAGGAUAUGUACAUGCUGAGGGACAACGAGCUCUUCCAAGUCCUGCAGCACUGCAAGGACAUCGGCGCCAUUGCCAGGGUCCACGCGGAGAACGGGGAAUUGGUGGCUGAGGGUGCUAAAGAAGCCUUGGAGCUGGGCAUUAGCGGGCCAGAGGGCAUUGAGAUCAGCAGGCCUGAAGAGUUAGAGGCGGAGGCAACCCACAGGGCCAUCACCAUCGCAAACAGGGCCCGUUGCCCCAUCUAUCUAGUCAACGUGUCCAGCAUGGCGGCAGGAGAUGUGGUGGCUACUGCCAAAAUGCAAGGGAGGGUGAUCCAGGGGGAGACGACUACCGCCCACGCUGUGCUCAACGGUACUCAGUAUUAUCACCAGGACUGGGCUCAUGCCGCUGGCCACGUAACCCUGCCACCUCUGCGCCUGGACCCCAGCACGCCUAACUACCUGAUGAGCCUGUUGGGAAACGACACUCUGAACGUUCUCGGGUCCGACCACCGUCCUUUCACCACCAAACAGAAAGCCAUGGGCAAGGAUGAUUUCACCAAGAUUCCCCAUGGUGUCCCGGGAGUUCAGGAUCGCAUGAGCGUCAUUUGGGAAAAAGGCGUGAUCGGGGGCAAGAUAGACGAGAAUCGCUUCGUUGCCGUUACGAGCUCCAACGCCGCCAAGAUUUACAACCUCUACCCCAAAAAAGGCAGGAUCAUCCCGGGAGCAGACGCAGACGUGGUGGUCUGGGAUCCCGAGGGGUCCAAAAUCAUUUCGGUGGAAAACCAGCUGCAGGGUGGUGACAUGAACCUUUACGAAGGUCUUCGUUGUCAUGGCGUGCCCUUGGUCACCAUCAGCCAAGGGCGGCUGGUCUACGAGAACGGCAUGUUCACAUGUGCCGAGGGCUCCGGGAACUAUUGCCCUCUAAGGACUUUCCCAGACUAUCUUUACAAGAAGAUGGUUCAGAGGGAAAAGUGCCAGACAGCGAAGCGCGUGGAGCGAGAACCGUACACGGGGGACGUGGUGGCCGUGGCAAAUGGUGGAAAAAGGGACGCCAUAUCUUCGGACCUGGACACCCCGACACGCCCCUGCACCCGUCACGGCGGCAUGAGGGACCUUCAAGAAUCCAGCUUCAGUUUGUCCGGUGCCCAGAUCGACGACAAGAUUCCCAAGAGAUCCUCGGCCAGGAUCCUCGCACCACCCGGCGGGAGGUCCAGCGGGAUCUUCUAGAGGCUGAGAAUACCCGACUGAAAGAAUGAAGUGUCCGUCCCUACGAGAUAAGGUUUUGUGGGUUCAAGAUGUCAUGUUUUCCAUCUUUGGUCUUCCUUUUUUGUUAAAACAUUGUCUGCCAUUGACGGCAACAGACAUCCAAUCCAUUUGAACUGGUAAGAGUUCAAAUGGAUUGGAUGUCUACUAGUGACAAAAUAAUUUAAAUUCACAGCAGAGGGACGAAAAAAGCCAUGUGAUUGAUGGUCUAUCGUCAGUGGCACUGAAAAAGGGAAGGAAGCUCAAUUUCUUAGGACUUUAAAACACUGAAGCCUGUUUGCCCAUUUUCAUCCAACGUGCAGCCAAAUUUCAUCCAAACCAAAAAUAAUUUGUGAGUGUUACCUCACUUUAAAAAACAAUGUUUGCACUUGCGUGGCGACUAAUAAAAACGCCUUUGGAUAUCAUUUUUUAAUUUUAUUUUUGACUUUGAAUUGUGAACCACAGUGAAUGACAGCAAGUGCAAGGUACUGUACACGUAUCACUGUGAUUGAAGGAAAAUGUGGUGCAAUUUUAUACUUAUUUUAUUUAUUUAUAUGGCAAUCUAUGCUCAUACUUUAACCCAGUGUUAAUGCUGUUUACUGUAGAAUUCAUUUAGUAUGCAGUGAUACAUUGACUUACAGGCGAUUCAACUUACGAGGGAUUGACGUUUUUUUUUUUUUAAACCACUUUAUUACCUCCUCAAGAAUGAAUAAAUGGAUUAUCAAACUUGUAGGAUAUGCCUGUAAUAUAAAACGGAAGAAGUGACUAUGUUCUGGGGUCUUGAGGUCAAAGGUCACAGAGGUCAGGAAAGGAAUAUCGUGAUAACUAGGCUGAUCCGUUAUCAAGUUAACUCAUAUUUGCAGGGUAGGUGAUCCGAUGAGAAAAGGUCAAAGGUCACAGAGGUCAGGAAAAACGGCAAUGCUUUGAAUUUGGCUGCUUGGGCAGAAGUCUGCUCUCUCAGGGUACUCCUCUAGUUUCAGAGAUCAUUUGCUGCCAACCCGCCAAGCUAAAAUGUAACGGACGUCUAGCGCCCUCAAUGGCAGCCAAAUGAAAGCCCGAAAAGGGUUGAGUCAAGGUACCACUGAAUGUGCAUCCGAUCACGCAUCAAAAUUAAGCUUUAUACCACUUAGGUUGUAAAAAGCUUAAAAACAUUGUCACUACCACAUGGAAAUAAGUAAAAAUGAUUAAAUUUGCCCACUAAAAUGAAACCCCACCAUUCCGAGAGAAACAGGGAGUAGUCUUAAUUCUUUGAUUUAGAGGGACAGCUUCUCUUCAAGGAAACACUAAGCACCAACAGUGGUCUGCAUUUCAUGAAAAUGCACAAAGUCUCACCUAAAAUGCCUUUUUGCUCACGCUCGUAUUGUUUUGUACCGUCUGAAAUGUUCCCGACUGCACACCUCUUGAUGUACAAACCCAAUUCCAGUAAAGUUGAGACGUUGUGUCAAACAGAAUACAAUGAUUUGCAAAUCAUGUACAAGCUAUAUUCAAUUGAAUACACUACAAAAACAAAAUAUUUCAUGUUAAAACUGGUAAAAUUUGUUCUUUUUAGCAAAUAAUCAUUAACUUAUAAUUUCAUGGCUGCAACAUGUUCAAAAACAGCUGGGGCAGGGUCAUGUUUACCACUGUGUCACAUCACCUUUUAGCAAUAUUCAAUAAAUGUUUGGGAACUGAUAAAGGUGUAUCGGUACAUGUAUUUGUAUUGAACCGUUUCGGUACGUGGUGCUUGGUUCGGAACGGAGGCGUGCCGAACGAGUUUCUGACGUAAUGUAACCCUUACUUUUCGAGGCUGUGAGUCGAUCGGGUUAGUUUCUUUGUGUAGAUUAUAUUUACUCCGUCUUCUCUACUAUAAUGAGGACCAACACAGUAGGACAGCAUAACCCAGAAAAGUCAACAGCGCGACAACGUGGCCGCCGCGAGAACACAGUGAAACGCAGGCGUUAAAGUCCGCAUGUUAGGCUACGUUCAUACUACAGGUCUUAAUGCACGAAUCCGAUUUUUUGUCAUAUCCGUUUUUUUGGCGUGCCCGUUCACACUGCCUUUAUCCAUUGAGACCGUUCAAGUAUUACGCAUGCGCACUAAUUCGCAGUCCGACACGCGCUAAGCAAGAAGACCCGCAUGCGCAGAAGCAUCAAAACAAAUGACAGACGUCAUCCGUCAUUCCAGGGAUAUCAUAUUUUGCUUUUCAAAAGGUGGACACAAAUAACAGACAUAAAUAAUCCCCGUUUAGGCUUAUAUUCAAAGUUUAUAUGGAUCGAUAGCAUGCACGCACUGUCCGUGCACGUCACACACACAUACGGGCAGUUUGUCCCGACUCUCGGCCGUGGAGGCAAUGUUGAAAUAUUGCUCACUUGGAACAGAGAGAAAACUGAGCAUUCUCAGGCUUAUCCUCAACCCAUUUUUAUUUUUUAUGACUGCUGUCAAGCUCAGCUCUUCCUCAAAAGCCGUGUUCACUGCAAGCUAGGCGCUAAUAACGCACAGGUGCAUCGCUACGGUAACGACUCUCUCGCUAUUUGAUGACGUAAUUGCUGCAUUAAAUCCGAUUUGCGGGACUGGACAGUACAGACCGCCGCGACAGUCUGGGAAAAUGUGGCCCAGAUCGGAUUUAGACCACAUACGAAAGUGACCCAGAUCGGAUUUGAAAUGGUCCCGUUCUAUGCGACUUGUCACGUUCAGACCGUCAAGUUAAUGCCUCACUCGAGUCGGAAAAACACGAAAAAAUCGGAUUCGUGCAUUAAGACCUGUAGUAUGAACGUAGCCUUAGAUGCGUCCCAGAAGCGGCUCAACACGACGCACGCGAAAAGAACGGCAGAGUUUAUUAUUUGACGCGAGACGCGACCCUCCUGCGUCAAUACUACUACCGGUAGCUAGGAUCGGGCAGACCGGAAGUCACUCGUGUAAAAAUACGGUGGAUCCGGUCGAUUUUCAAACUAAUAUGCAAUCGUAACCCACUAUUUGAGUCCAUCAGAUCUCUUGAGUGGUAGAUCGGGGCACAGUUGACUUGUCUUUGUUGAUUUACUGCUGUCUUCUCUGCUAUCACAAUAACUAACACGGUCCCGUGUUCAAUAUAAAACCCUCCUACCACAACAAAACAAGUAGGAAGUAAUAUUGACAUAGGAACUAAAGUUAUACAACAUAAAAUAUACAAUAUAAAUGAAUACUACAUCACAUUUGAAAAAUAUACACACAUAAUAAAAUAAAUAAUAGCCCAUUUAAAUAAAUUGAAAUGAGCUAAAACACCUGUAAUUAAAUAAUAAGAAUAAUACACAGAUCCUGCUUACACAAAUUUAUUCAUUUCUGUGUGGCGCUUUAACUUGAGAAAAUCCACCAAUAAAGCUUUUGAAAACCGUUCAUAAGAAAAAAAAAAGAUUCAUUGAGGCAUUUCAUUUGUAAAAUACAUGUUAAAAUCUUUGUCAUUAGGAUUGCUUUUCUCUUUUGCACAGGACUUCUUUUUUCUGCUUUCUUUCAAAAAGAAAGCUGACCAAUACACGGGAUCUGAAAGGCAAAUUGUUGUUGGAUUAUUAUCUUUAAAUACCCGCUACUUUUUUUUAGCAGAAUUCUAGCUUUGUGUAGGCUAAUGUUCCUAUUGUUGAAAGCACAAAGGUGUGUAAUAAACAACUGGCACAUUUAUAUUUUGCAUUUUGUUUUCUUACUGUACCGAAAAUGAACCGAAUCGUGACCUCAAGACCGAGGUACGUACCGCACCGAGAUUUUUGUGUACCGUUACACCCCUAGGAACUGAGGACCCUAAGUGUUCAAGCUUUAUAGGUGGAAUUCUUUCCCAUUCUUGCUAGGUGCACAGCUUCAGCUGUUCAACAGUCCGGGGUCUCUGUUGUCAUAUUUUACGCUGCAAAAUGCGCCACACAUUUUCAGCGGGAGAAAGGUAUGUACGGCCGGCAGGUCAAUCUUGUACAAGCACUCUUCAACUUCUACCAACUUCAUUGGAAUUGGGUUUAUAUCAUACUGUAUAUGACUGUGAAACAUCUGCAAAAUAAUAAGCAGGGAGGUUCAAUGCUGCCACUCCUUCAAGGGGGUUGUCAAACUGUAAUGCACUGAUACAUUUUUUUUUUGUACUACCUUCUUACUUUUAGAAUGAUUGUCAUCGUAAUCGUAGUCUUUUUUUCUGUAGCACACAGGAUUUCCAUAUUAUUCCUUUAUAAUUUAUUUUCAGUAAUGUUUUUUUUAGCUUAGACUUUAAGGUUUGCUAAAUGCACAACAAACACUGGUGCUGAAGAUUGUGCUCACUUUAUAUGUUUUGUUCCUUCCCUUCUCGCAGUGUCUGUCACAUCAUUCCAGUCCAAAUAAAUGAC